Molecule: messenger RNA, 8440 nt
Organism: Mobula hypostoma (lesser devil ray)
Lineage: Eukaryota; Metazoa; Chordata; Chondrichthyes; Myliobatiformes; Myliobatidae
Product: gastrula zinc finger protein XlCGF8.2DB-like
Exons: 2
Coding region: 626-1753 (375 amino acids)
Biological process (GO): regulation of transcription by RNA polymerase II
Cellular component (GO): nucleus
Molecular function (GO): DNA-binding transcription factor activity, RNA polymerase II-specific; RNA polymerase II transcription regulatory region sequence-specific DNA binding
Source: RefSeq, a predicted model, not a curated record
GACGCCUCCAAUCGUACAGUUCGGUUCAGCCAGAAGUUGGGCAGCGGUUUGGAGCCAAGCGUUGGGCCGGGGAUUAACCAACAUUAAGGAAUCGCCCCAACGAGGGAAAGAACCGGACAUCAAAGGUGGAGGAGUUGCGACUGGGUAUCUCGGACAGAAUAUCACAUCAGAUCUACACCCCACUCAGCUCCCCAGCACCUGAAUAUCAUCGGCCUGUGAACGUGGAAGGAGAGAUGCUGGUUUGUUUCACUUCAGACCCCAGGCAGUGAGGGCUGUUGCAGGGCACCAACCGUGACACAUUGGGGAGUGAGACACUGUCUACGGUGGGGAGGGGAGAAACCACUUGUGUAAGGUCAGGAACCAGCUUCAGACAAGCCAUGAAGUAGUAGGAAAUGCAGUGCAGAUUGGGAAAGAAACACCCACUAAACCUUGAGGCCUUGUGUGACACGCUGGGGGAGGUGAGCUCACCUGAUCUGUGACUGGGAACGUGAUCACCACAUCCUUGUUUCUGCACCAGUGAAACAUUCAUUCCUUUGACUGAGAUAAACUGAUAAACCAGCAAGUUCACACCAGGGAGAGACUAUCUGAAUGCAGGAAGGAGUUCACUUGUUCGUACAACCUUCAGAUGCACCAGCGAGUCCACACAGGUGAGAGGCCUUUCACCUGCGCCGAGUGCGGGAAGGGGUUCAGUCGAUCGUACAAUCUUCAGAUACACCAACGAAUUCACACCAGGGAGAGGCCCUUCAUCUGCUGUGAGUGCGGGAAGGGGUUCACUCAGUCAUAUGAGCUUCUGACACACCAACGAAUUCACUCUGGCGAGAGGCCCUUCACCUGCACCGAGUGUGGGAAGGGAUUCACUCGUUCAUAUGACCUUCUGACACACCAACGAAUUCACACUGGGGAGAGGCCGUUCAUCUGCUCUGAGUGCGGGAAGGGGUUCACUCAGUCAUCUGUCCUUCUGAGGCACCAACAAACUCACACGGGGGAGAGGCCGUUCACUUGCGCCAAGUGUGGGAAGGGGUUCACUCAGUCUUACAACCUACUGAUACACCAGCAAAUUCACACUCGGAAGAGACUGUUCACCUGCUCUGAGUGUGGGAAGGGGUUCACCCAGUCAUCAAAGCUGCUGGCUCACCAGCAAGUUCACACCGGGGAGAGUUCCUUCAACUGCUCUGAGUGUGGGAAGGGGUUCACCCAAUUGUCCAAGUUGCUGGCUCACCAGCGGGUGCACACUGCGGAGAGGUCUUUCAACUGCUCCGAGUGCGGGAAGGGGUUCAUUCGGCCGUCUGAGCUCCUGAGGCACCAGCGAAUUCACACCGGGGAGAGACCCUUCACCUGCUCCGAGUGCGGGAAGGGGUUUACUCAGUCAUACAGCUUACUGAUACACCAACAAACGCACACUCGAAAGAGACUGUUCACCUGCUCUGAUUGUGGGAAUGGAUUCACACAGUCAUCUAAGCUGCUGGCUCACCGGCGGGUUCACACCGGGGAGAAGCCGUUCACCUGCUCCGAAUGCGGGAAGGGGUUCUUUCGAUCGUCAGAGCUACUGACACACCGGCGAAUUCACACUGGGGAGAGACCCUUCACCUGCUCCGAGUGCGGGAAGGGGUUCACUCGUUCAGCUGAUCUGCUGAUUCACCAGCGAGUUCACACUGGGGAGAGACCGUUCACCUGCCCUGAAUGUGGGAAGAACUUUGCUCGAUCGUCUCACCUCUGGAGGCACCAACGAGCUCACACUAAAGGGACUGUUUAAAUGUGUGGUUCAUACGUGGGGCAUUUAAACAGGGCGGCUCUGAGACAGUGGUGAGUUCACAAGUGACUGCAGGAACUGAUUCUGCAGUUAUUGCUGCUGUUGAUCACAUCCAGGUUUGGACCCUGGUUACUGGGCACGUUUGGGUUGUUUCCCCUGGAACUGCAGGUACCCUUGUGUUCUGCAUGAAUUAUAGGAGGGCUGAUUGAUAAGUUUGUGGCCUAAGGUAGAAGGAGAUGAGUUAUACAGCUCUGGUUACAUGUAAAUGCAGUUCAACUCUUUGAGUGAUUAUGCCAAAAGUUUGAAGUUAAUAACUCAUCUCCUUCUAUCUUAGGCCACGAACUUAUCAAUCACCCCUGCUGUGGACACUUUCUGGAGGUCCAAGAUCCGUAUGCUCCACGACCGCUGGACUAAAUUGAAAAAUAGAUGUGCUAGGUUUUCUAAAAUUGACUCCUUCUACCUUAGGCCACAAACUUAUCAACCACCCCUCGUAAAUAAAUCUGUUCUGUGUGCAUGAACUGGGCCUGAGGACGAUGUGAAGAGACUUGGAGGGGAUGCGGACAAGCUGAAGGAACGGGCAAGAACGUGGCAGAUGGAGUCAAAUGUGGGAAAAUGAGAGGUCAUGAACUUCAGUGGGAUACUCCCGAUGUAAAGGGAUGAUGGGAUGUCGGAGUGCAGGAAAAGCCAUGAUCUUGCUCACUGGUGGGGGUAGCUGGGAGGGACAGAAUGGCCUUUAUCUCUGGUAAGAUGGUGACACAAAGCAGGGAGCACAACCCAGUGAGGGUCCAGCAGCCGUGAAUCGAUGGUCUGCAUCGCCCGAUGCCGGGUCUCGACCUGAAACGUCAACUUCUACCUUUUGCCUCCACAGACGAUGCUCGACCCGCUGAACUCUUUCGGCGUUCACUAUGUGGUUCACUUGGGAAAGUGGGCAAAGGAUUGGCAGGGCGGGGAGGGGUGGAGGUUAUCCAGGGCCGGACUUGCACAGUGGAUGGCAGUGUCCUGGGGAGCAUUGGAGAACAGAGUGACCUCUAUGUAUGGAUUUUGCAGACAGUGGCAUCGUGGGUUGAUGGCGGGGGGGGCGGGGUGAAUGCGUUUCACACAUUAACCCUCAGCGGUCAGGGGAUUGAGCGCACGAGUCAGGGGAGUUGCACUUGCACAAGAUAUGGGUGAGACCACACGUGGUAUUUAUGUACAAUUCUGGUCAUAAAACUGUGGAAGGAUAAUUUUAAGAAGGCAAAGGUGCAAAGUAGAUUCAGAAGCUGACACCAGGACUGGAAGGCUUGAGUUAUAAAGAGAGACAGGAUGGAACGUAGAACACGACAGGCUGUUUGGCCCACAAUGUGCUGGCAUUUUAAGCUACUCUAAGGUCAAUCUAAUCCUUCCCUCCUACAUAGCCCUGCGUUUUUCUAUCAUCCAUGUGCCUAUCUAAGAGUUUCUUAAAUUCCCAUAAUGUAUCAGGGUAGGGGAGUGUAAAACCAGAGGGCAUUUGUUUCAGGUGAGACAAAGAAGGAUUGAAGUAGCUCAUUAGGGGCAAGUUUUUCACACAGAGGGUGGUGGGUGUCUGGCUCACAAUGUAGAGGAAGUGGGAGAAUCAAGUCAAGUCACUUUUUAUUGUCAUUUUGACCAUAACUGCUGGUACAGUACAUAGUAAGAACGAGACAACGUUUUCCAGGACCAUGGUGCUACAUGAACAAUACAAAAACUACACUGAACUAUGUAAAACAACACAAAAACUACACUAGACUGCAGACCUACCCAGGACUGCAUAAAGUGCACAAAACAGUGCAGGCAUUACGAUAAAUAACAAACAAGACAAUAGGCACAGUAGAGGACGUUAGGUUGGUGUCAAGCCAGGCUCUGGGUAUUGAGGAGUCUGAUGGCUUGUGGGGAAGAAACCGUUACAUAGUCUGGUCGUGACAGCCCGAAUGCUUCGGUGCCUUUUGCCAGAUGGCAGGAGGGAGAAGAGUUUGUAUGAGGGGUGCAUGGGGUCCUUCAUAAUGCUGUUUGCUUUGCGGAUGCAGUGUGUGGUGUAAUUGUCUGUAAUGGCGGGAAGAGAGACCCCGAUGAUCUUCUCAGCUGACCUCACUGUCCGCUGCAGGGUCUUGCGAUCCGAGAUGGUGCAAUUUCCAAACCAGGUUGUGAUGCAGCUGCUCAGGAUGCUCUCAAUACAACCUCUGUAGAAUGUGGGGAGCAGGGGGGGUGAGAGAUGGACUUUUCUCAGCCUUCACAGAAAGUAGAGACGCUGCUGGGCUUUCUUUGCUAUGGAGCUGGUGGUGGGGGACCAGGUGAGAUUCUCCGCCAGGUGAACACCAAGGAAUUUGAUGCUCUUAAAGAUCUCUACGGAGGAGUCGUCGAUGUUCAGCGGAGAGUGAUUGUUCCAUGUCCUCCUGAAGUCAACAACCGUCUCUUUUGUUCACAUUCAGAGACAGGUUGUUGGUUGCAGGCAGGGACAUUAACAGUGUCAGAAAGACAUUGGAACAGUUUCAUGGACAGGAUAGGUUUAGAGGGAUAUGGGCCAGAUGUUCGUAAAUUGGAUGAGUCACUCUGGAGCAGUUGGGCCCAAGGACUUGUCACAGUGCCUUAUAACUCAGACUCAGACUCUAUCUACUGUCUCUCGUGUCUUCUUCACACGACCCACUGGGAUGGGCACUGAUGAAGGCUUGGGAAGGGCGUCACCCUGAUAUUGAUGUGGUAGGCACACACCCUCCCCCACCCCCGCUGGCCUGAUCCUGACCUCUCACAGACCAGCUGGCCUUCAGUACCUGGGCUCGUUGUGUUUUAUCCCCUGCUCUGACCCCCCCCCCCCACAAUACCCUGCAGUGGUGGGGUGGGGACACUCACAGCUCAGGACAAUGUUGGGGGGGGGUGCUGACGUUUCAAAAGACUGUGGUAUUAUAAUCAUGGUGAUUGCACUUUGUUUUACACCUGAGUUCUACCUGGGUGUCCUUGCUGGAUGAGCCCUCUCUACCAUAACAGUCUCCAUAAUCAUGCCUAGUGGUCCAUAAUUCCCAGGGCUCUCUUCCAGCCUUCUUUAAUAAAGGUACAACAUUAGCCACCCUAUUGUCUUCCUGAUCUCACCCGUCACAACUCACCUCAGCCAAAUUCUUUUCUAGCUUCCUACCUACCUGACCAUGUUCUGGAGAUUUAUCUGCCUCGACAGACUCUAUGACACUCAGCACAUCCUCUGGUGUAAUGUGGACUGUCCCUCUGACCGCAGGCUCAUCCUGAGUUAGCUGUUACUGUGAAUACAAGCUAACAGCAACAUAACUCAACAAUGCAUGGAGUAACAACGGAGAGGCCAUUUCCAAUAAAUAAACAUGUCUAGGCUAAAGAUUUCCAGCAUCUUUUCUCUUGUUUGUGAUGUCUAGGGUAAAUAUGAUUCGAGUAAACACAAACAGAAAAGUUUAAAUGUCCCUUCAAGGGAAAGUAGGACUAUUACCUAUAUGAAUACUGACACACCCAUGCAAAUUUACUGUCCACCAGGAAGCAAUAAUAUAACUCACAGCAGUAUAAAAUAAAUUGAAAUUGUAUUGACAAACUAGUUAUAGUCAUAGUCAUAGUCAAACUUUAUUGAUCCCGGGGGAAAUUGGUUUUCAUUACAGUUGCACCAUAAAUAAUAAAUAGUAAUAAAACCAUAAAUAGUUAAAUAGUAAUAUGUAAAUUAUGCCAGGAAAUAAGUCCAGGACCAGCCUAUUGGCUCAGGAUGUCUGACCUUCCAAGGGAGGAGUUGUAAAGUUUGAUGGCCACAGGCAGGAAUGACUUCCUAUCACGCUCUGUGUUGCAUCUCGGUGGAAUGAGUCUCUGGCUGAAUGUACUCCUGUGCCCAACCAGUACAUUAUGUAGUGGAUGGGAGACAUUGUUCAAGAUGGCAUGCAACUUGGACAGCAUCCUCUUUUCAGACACCACCGUCAGAGAGUCCAGUUCCAUCCCCACAACAUCACUGGCCUUAUGAAUGAGUUUGUUGAUUCUGUUGGUGUCUGCUACCCUCAGCCUGCUGCCCCAGCACACAACAGCAAACAUGAUCCCACUGGCCACCACAGACUCGUAGAACAUCCUCAGCAUUGUCCGGCAGAUGUUAAAGGACCUCAGUCUCCUCAGGAAAUAGAGACGGCUCUGACCCUUCUUGUAGACAGCCUCAGUGUUCUUUGACCAGUCCAGUUUAUUGUCAAUUCAUAUCCCCAGGUAUCUGUAAUCCUCCACCAUGUUCUACACUGACCCCCUGGAUGGAAACAGGGGUUGCCGGUACCUUAGCUCUCCAGGUCUACCACCAGCUCCUUAGUCUUUUUCACAUUAAGUUGCAGAUAAUUCUGCUCACACCACGUUACAAAGUUUCCUACCGUAGCCCUGUACUCAGCCUCAUCUCCCUAUAACAAACACAAUAAUACUAUAUAAUACAAAAUAAAGAAAAGGGGCCCAUUAUAUAUUUAAAAAUAUUAGACUAUAGUGUGCACGUAAUCGUUGGAGCACAUUGCUGCGUGAUCAAUCCGGUUUGCUUCACUUCAUUUACUCACCAUACUAAAACAGUUCUGUACUGAGGAACCAGUCCCAGGAAACAAAUAUUCAUGCAACAUUCAAGGAAAAGGCAUCAAGCUUUCUCCAAAGUUGUGUGCUAACUAGCUGACUAAAAAUAGUAUGCACAUUCUCUGUGAGACCAUUGACUGAAUGAGGAUUUUCCCACAUCAGUAUCAACCCUUUCAAAAGAGUUCUGUGAAUGUUUCACCAUGUUUGGUGUCCAUUUCCAUUUUCCUUCUUUCUCCUCUCUUGAUCCCACACAGCUCCGCACAAAUAUGUCUUCUUUAGUCUUGGAGGGGCCCUAUUCUCGAAAUGUCGACUGUCUAUUCCUCUCCAGGGAUGGUGCCUGACCUGCUGAGUUCCUCCAGCAUUUAUGUGUUUCUCUAAGUACUCAUUUCCCCUUCUCUGGAUGUUUCAUAAUCUUCUCUGGCAAAGCUAUCUUUGUGCCCACUUUUUGCCUUUCUGAUUUCCACCGUGAGUCCCCUCCUGCAUCCCCUAUAGUCCUCUAGGGAUUCACUUAUUCCCAGCUGCCUGUACUUGAUGCUUGCCUGCUCCUUUCUACCGACUAGAGCCUCAAUCCAUCGUUAUGUACGGCAACACACACAAAAUGCUGCAGGACUCAAGGUCAGCAGCAUCUAUGGAGAGGAAUAAACGUGAUGUUUUGGGUCGAUACCUUCAUCUGGACUAGAAAGGACGGGGGAAGAAGCCAGAAUAAAAGAUGGGGGGAGGGAGAGGUCUACCAGCUGGCAGGUGAGGGGGAGAGGGAAGAUGGUGAGAAGGUGGGAAGUGAUAUGUGGAAAACGUAAAGAGCUGAGGAGGAGGAAUUGGAUAGGAGAGCAGAGUGGACCAUGGGAGAAAGGGAAGGAGGGGCACAAAAUGGGCAGGUAGGCAGUAGGGUUAAGAGAGGAGCCAGAAUGGGGAAUGGAAAGAGAAGGGGAGGGAGGGAGAAAUUACUGCAAGUUAGAGAAAGCAGUGUUCAUGCUGUCAAUUUGGAAGGACUCAGGAAUAUGAGAUGUUGCUCCUCCAGUCUUGUGGUGGUCUCAUUGACCUUCUCCUGCCUCCCUUGCCUUUCACUUUAAGAGGAAUAUGCAGACAAAGAACUCUUGAUUAAAAGCUCGAACUUUUUCCAGGCACACCUUUCCCCGCAAACAAUCUAUCCCAAUCAGUUGACCCGGCAGCAUUUAUGGAAAAGAGUACAUUUGAGCCAAGACCCUUCAUCAUGACUGGAGAAAACAGAUGAGGAGUCAGAGUAAGAAGGUUGGGAGGGGAGGGGAGGAAGAACCACAAGGAAAAAGAUAGAGGGCUAUCCAUCAAGGAUUGGUUUCACCAAUCAACGUCCCAGCUCUUUACUUCACCCCUCCCCCUCCCAGUUUCACCUUUCACCUUGUGUUUAUUCCUCCACUCCCUCCAACUUCUUACUCUGACUCAUCUUUUUUUCUCUGGUCUUGAUGAAGAGCUUUGGCCUGCUGAGUUCCUCCAACAUUUUGUGCGUGUUGCUUGGAUUUCCAGCAUCUGCAGAUUUUCUCUUGUUUAUCCCGAUAAGUUCUUGUCUAAUCUGCUGAGUGUAGGGUGGCACGGUAGUGAAGGAAAUAGUGUUAACACUAUUAGAGUGCCAGAAACUUGGGUUCAACUCCCACCACUGUAAGGAGUCUGUACCUUCUCCUGUGACCACGUGGGUUUGUUCCAGGUGCUCUCGUUCCCACCAACAUUUCAACAACUUACGGGUUUGAGGGUUAAUUUGGACCGGAAUGGUCUGUUGCAGUGCUGUAUCUCUAAAUAAACAUAAAACAAUAUUUUCCAACAUUUUGUGUUAUCAUUCCAGAUUCCUGUUGUAAUUUGUAGAUGUGACACUACCGGACAAUAGUCAUUAAGGCAGCUCACCCUGCUCUUCUUGGACACGAGUAAAUUGUUGUUCUUUUGAAGCAGGAGGGAACUUCUGACUGUAGCAAUGAGAAAUUGGAAAGUCUUUGAACACACCUGCCAGCCGGUUGGCACAGGAGUUCAGAGCCCUACCUAUCGCCUUGCGAGACUUCGCCCUCUUGAAAGACAAUCUGACAUUGGCCUCCCAGACAGAGAUGACAGGGACACUGGGAACUGCAGAGAUCCUCAUAGCUGUAGUUUUAUUCUUUUUUUUUCAAAGUGGGCAUAAAAGGCAUUGAGCUCAUCUGGGAGCGAAGC